Amorphotheca resinae ATCC 22711 is the source of this 810-nucleotide messenger RNA. RefSeq lists its product as hypothetical. The transcript is spliced from 3 exons. Lineage: Eukaryota; Fungi; Ascomycota; Leotiomycetes; Helotiales; Amorphothecaceae. Gene Ontology annotation, biological process: translation. Gene Ontology annotation, cellular component: mitochondrion. The coding region runs from base 1 to 810 and encodes 269 amino acids. The record is from RefSeq and is a predicted model, not a curated record. Gene Ontology annotation, molecular function: ribosomal large subunit binding.
AUGCCUCCAUCAUUGCCAGUACGCGCAAAUGCGCUGAAACAGCUACUUUCCAGGGCCCCGGUUGCCUUGGAACGACGAUUGAUCAUAGGAACCACCACCUCCUUGCACCACCAGAAACGAGUUCUACAACCUAUCAAUCCCUGCAGAAGUUUUUCACAGUCACCGCCCUUGCUCAAGAAAAAGGGCAAGGCUGAACGAGAGAAGGAGGCAGACGAAGCGCCAGGGGUGGUCGAGGACCCUUUCGAUUUCUCGACCCUAGAAGCUGGCAUUGAAAAGAGUCUCGAGAAGCUCAAGAAUGACCUAUCGAAGCUCCGGACUGGUGGACGAUUCAAUCCCGAGAUCCUGGAGAAUGUCAGAGUGCAUUUGACAAAAGAUAGUAAGGCUACAGAACGAUUGGGGGAUUUGGCUCAAGUCUUGCCUAAGGGGAGGAGCGUGAUGCUCUUGGUGGGUGAGAAGGAGCAUAUUAAGCCUAUUGUUUCUGCGAUACAAGCCUCUAAGGAUUUAAACCUCCAACCGCAACCAGAUGCGACCAAUCCAUCGCAGCUGAAUAUCCCCAUCCCUCCACCUACGAAAGAGUCUAGGGAUCUAGCAUUAGCGGCGGCGAACAAGGCGGGUGAGACAGCAAACUUGGGAGUCAAGAAUGCUAGAGCGGCAAUGCAGAAACGGCUGAGAGGCAUGGAGCUCAAGAAGGCGGUACGGCCAGAUGAUCUGAAGAAGGCACAUAAGGAGAUGGAAAAGAUUAUAGAAAAGGGGACAGCGAACGUCAAGAAAGCUGUAGAGGCUGCACGGAAAACUAUGGAACAGGCAUGA